UGUACCGGAGCCAGUCAGUGGAGGGGGUAAUAGGUGCAUACAUCUGUUAUGCCUUGUUACAUAAAAAAUGUGCCAUAACUCACACAUUGUUAGUACCAGUCUUAGAAAUUGGCCUCGAAUCGUGAUGUCAAGGUUGGCUAUUUUACUCUGAAAGAAUCCUCCUGUCACUUCCCGUUCGGAGGUCGGCGCCUUUGUGCAAAUCUCAUAAAUGGGAGUGACACGAGUGUAGCUCAUGGGCGAGUCCAUGUGACGAGAAAGAAGAGGGGUGUGAAGCAAGGCAGGAAAAAACGAUGCUAUAGCCCUAUCUAGCGUCAAGAUUCGGAACCAAUUCAUUGUAUUAUUUUUAUAUUCAUUAUUUUCGUUUUAUAUGGUCACUAACCACACGCCGUUUUCUUGUUUAUUAUUCAUAAAAAUGCACGUUGAAUAUAACGGAUACAUUUUUACGUCAUACAGUAUAGUGUUCACUAAUGCUGCUUUGUUACGUUUCACUAAUUCGAUAUGGGGUCUACCCCACUCCCCUCCUCUUCGUCGUCACAAAGCAAACUAGGCCACCAGCAGUCCGACUCCCAUGACAACCGAACAUGACCCAUGGACACAGAGGAGGUCUCCGCUGACGUAAUCUCCCAGCAGGGUCAAGCACCUGAGACAAACUUCGUGAGAAGGACAUCAUGCAAACCAAACAAAAAUCAGCAGCAGGACAAAUGAUUAUUUUUACAGGUCCAGAUGGUAUCGGCGACUACCGACCGAGGUUCAAUCAGUCACCGUACACAAGAGUAGGCACCUUGACCCCUGAGUCUAGCAGCGACCUCUCUUACCUGUGGAGGGCGGCUCCGCAUGCACCCCCGCCUUUACCCAAGCAGGCCUAUGUGGGCGAAGUGGGCUGGUGUUGGCAGUACAGCUCCAUGUUGAAUGACAGCACACUACGGAGCGGCAAGCAAAUCAGGAAGAGCGUCAUACGAAUGGAAGUGGAGGACCGAGCGAGCCACAAGUUUCUGAAGCAAUCAGGGAAGAUGCCUGCUACGCAGAAACACCAAAACCGAGUCUGACAGCAAAAUGGUCAUCGAUAAGCAGGACCAGCAUUAGGACACUGGACUAUUACAAUGAAAUCCUAUGUUCCAUUAUUUGAACACCGAAAUAUAUCGACACAUGGACCAGUU
Messenger RNA from Hippocampus zosterae (dwarf seahorse), 1157 nucleotides. RefSeq lists its product as uncharacterized. The transcript has 4 exons. NCBI's taxonomy places the organism in Eukaryota, Metazoa, Chordata, Actinopteri, Syngnathiformes, Syngnathidae. Bases 669 to 1046 code for a protein of 125 amino acids. The record is from RefSeq and is a predicted model, not a curated record.